AUGGUUAUUGGUGGAAGCAAUAUUAGUAUACGUUCUGCACAGUGGACAAGUGAUAUGCUGAACACCCCAGUUCUUGAAAUACGUAAUUUGCAGGGAUUCAGAAAGGUUGAUCCUGACCGCUGGGAGUUUGCAAAUGAGGGAUUCUUAAGAGGCCAACGCCACCUGCUUAGAAGUAUUAGUCGGCGAAAACCUGCCAGUGGCCAUAAUCAGCAACCACCACCUCCACCGCCACCCCAGCAGCCGAGUUCAUCAGUGGGGGCGUGUGUUGAGGUAGGGAAAUUUGGGCUUGAGGAAGAGGUUGAGAGGCUAAAAAGGGACAAGAAUGUGCUUAUGCAGGAGCUUGUCAGGUUGAGACAGCAGCAACAGUCUACUGAUAAUCAGUUACAAGUGAUGCUGCAGCGUCUACAAGGAAUGGAGCAGCGGCAACAGCAGAUGAUGUCAUUCCUGGCGAAGGCUGUCAAUAGCCCUGGCUUUUUGGCACAGUUUUUGCAGCAGCAGAAUGAGAGCGGCAGGCGCCUUACCGAAGGAAACAAAAAACGCAGGCUUAAGGAGGAAGAUGUCUCAGAUGAUCAUUCUGUUGGCCCUAUGGAUGGACAGAUUGUUAAGUACCAGCCUUUGAUAAAUGAGGCAGCCAAAGCAAUGCUCAGGCAGAUCAUAAAAACUGAUGCUUCACCUCAGCUGGAAACCUUCAGCAACAGUUCUGAUAGUUUCCUGAUCAGUGACAGUUCAUCAACAUCCAAUGCGUUUGACCAUGGGACUUCUUCAAACCGUAUCUCAGGAGUGACCCUUCAGGAGGUCCCACCACCUUCUGGGCUGUCUUAUAUGGCAGCAGCUUCAAAGGACACAGGUCACAGUUCUUUAGCUUCCAUAUCUCAGAUUCAGUCUUCCUCCCUAGGUGCAAGCUCUGAGAUCAUGGGAACUCCAUAUUCGGACCUCAGCCCGCUGGUUGAAGGGCAAGAAUUGCAUUCUGUUACUCUUCCCCCACCUGACAUAAUUAUGCCUGAGCUCUCUCAAGUACAACAAAUGGUGUCAGAAACCAAUGUUGGUAAUUUGAGACCUGAAUCAGGGAAUACCACUUUCUUGGAUGAGUUGGAUCCAACCUCCUUGGGGGUGAAUGGGAAAAUGCCAUUAGAAAUCGGCAGUUUCUCUCCUGAUACUGAGAUAGAUUGGGACAUUUCUUUGUUGGACGGGAUCCAAGAGCUUCCUAGCAUAAGCGACCCCUUCUGGGAAAAUUUUCUUGCACAGAGUCCGCCUGCGGAGACUGAGGAGAUGGACUCAACUCCACCGGAAGAUCUUACCGAGGGAAAUGAAGCAAAGCCUUUGCAGAAUGGAUGGAACAAUGCUCAGCAUGUGGAUCAUCUUACAGAACAGAUGGGGCUUCUUUCAUCUGAUACCAAAAAUGUCUGAUCUCGUUUUGCCAAAUAUAUGUUUGUGUCUCAUCAUCUUUGGUAAGUCUCGAAAACACUAGUCUGGGUUUCUUGUUUGCUCCUCACUUGAUGCGUAACUCAAGCUUAUCCAUAGAACGAGCUCCUCUAAGCGACUAGCUUAUUACUUGUCUUUGGUCAUCUUAUGCUGACCAAUAAGAGAGCAGCUAUAGCUUUUUGUACAAUACCUUUUUGUAUUAUUUUAUCUUGGCUUUGUUUUGCACAUAUGGAGGGGACUCGUUUUUUAGUUUAGUUUCUUAUUUAUGGCCAAUAUUGUAUUGUACCGUGAGACUAGUGGAUUGAUGGUUAGACACAUGCUCAACAAUAGCCAGGAAAAUGGGCUUGCUUCUAAGCCUUUAAAAAGAGAAAAUGGAAUAGUGAUUUAAAAGAAGUCAUGGCAGUGUGGCAGCUUACUGUAAGACCUAAUUGAACUAAACAGCCAAAUAUGGGAGCUAGAUGUCACCAAGAAAAGCUCACGUGCCCUGAAUUUGUUAGCCAUGCAUGUCAUCUGGGUCCAGUGGUGUUUCUCCAUGCAGUUGUGUGUGUGUGUGUGUGA
This is a messenger RNA of Ilex paraguariensis (yerba mate), 1980 nucleotides long. Lineage: Eukaryota; Viridiplantae; Streptophyta; Magnoliopsida; Aquifoliales; Aquifoliaceae. The record is from the annotation of a GenBank genome assembly.